Molecule: messenger RNA, 3643 nt
Organism: Ictalurus punctatus (channel catfish)
Lineage: Eukaryota; Metazoa; Chordata; Actinopteri; Siluriformes; Ictaluridae
Product: proline and serine-rich protein 2
Exons: 4
Coding region: 233-1990 (585 amino acids)
Source: RefSeq, a predicted model, not a curated record
CAGAGGGAGUUAAAACGGCAAACGCACUUCCUUUGACUGCACUACAGCUCAGUACAUGACACUUCACUUACCGCACCUGAAGCUUCGGCUGCUUUCUUUCUGAGCUCGAGUGGCUUUUUCUCUCCAGUCAGAGCUGUGUUUUAACGCACGCAAACCGGACCGAGGUCCGAGACCUCAGUGGAGAUGCUCACGCUGAGCUGCUACAAGACACGGUGACACCGACCUUGUAACAAUGGAUGUCAACGUCCACGGCAACCCACGUCUUCACUACCGGCUCAACAGCUACCAGCAAACUAACGAUGAUGGCCUACAGUUUCUCAGUGUGGAGGAAAAGGAGUGCAUUCUUUUCUUUGAGGAGACUAUAGACUCGUUGGAGGACGGCUUGGACGAUUCCAAAGCACUGACCUCCAGAAGGAGCACUCCUGCUGAGAUCCUUCGCGCGUCAUCUAAUUCAGCGUUAAGUUCUGCCCGCGCUGCAAAAGUUUCCCCAGGCCUAAUGGAGCAUGACAUCAUUGACUUGGUCCAUUCCCCAACUAACCUCACCGUGUCAGAUUUUCCGAACAUCGACUUGAUACCGGAGCCUCAUUAUGAAACAAUGCCACAGAAGGAGAGCGUUGUCCCAUCCUCGACCAGAAGCUCUGAUGCACACGAGGAGAACAACCACCAGCCUCCUCCCGGCUCCGUUCCCACGCCUGUCGUCAUUGCCAGCAAGAUCUCCGAGCACCAGGGUGCUGGCGGGAUAACACCGUCGAAACUGUUAGGCCACAGACGCAGCCUUGAAUCCAAACGUAACCCUCCCAUGCCUACGAGGAUCCCCCAACUCCCACACAAUAUCAGCAUGACACAGGGCAACCAAGAGCUCAGCCACCAGUCACUCGCCACAGCAGCCGUCAACAUUCAGGAGCGCCGCUCGCAGAUGCUGGCCAACGUGCCUGCUGGUAACCACCCGCUAGAGGGGGGUGAACCCGCCUGCGUGCGCAACGUGCCCAUACGCAGCGUGUCAUUCAAAGAUAUUGCGCCUGACAAGUCCAGGAUGGAGGCGCUGUCCAAGCUGGGGUUAACGGGGGGCAAAACGCCUCAUUCGACUGCCAGCAUGGUUACUAAAGUGAGCAGCAGCACUACUUCACCUUACAGCAGUUCUUACAAAGUGAGCAGCAGUGCUAGUCCACCUGUGAGCAGCUCUAACAAACUGAGCGUCAGCACACCGGCUCAUAUGACCAACAUGAAUAGUUCAAAGAACAGCAGCACCUCUGGCGCUCAGUCCAUCUACAGCAGUGGCUACCAGACGAAACCCAAGAGUGAACCCUCUUCCAGCAACUUUAACUACUAUAAGGGGAAAACCGCUGCAGUCUCGCCUAUUGCUAAAAACACAGCUGCCACUUUUAAUCAAGAGAGAAGGUCUAGCAUCCCACCGACGAGUGCUGAAGUGAAACAGCCCGACUUUAACAGCUAUGGUGGUAAGACCAUCGUUCUCAAUACCAUGAUAGGUGUCAAGGAAGAGUCUGUCCCAUCCCCAAACACACCCGAGCCAGCAGAAACCCAGUUCAACAGUUACGGUGGCAGAUCAAGAGUUAUAAAUUCUGUGGUGAACACAGAUGUACCAAACGGGGUGAAUUCUGCCCAUAGCCACACUCCGACUAGCACCGUCACACCCACCGCGCACCAUGGUGACCCCACCAGAUCUAGAUACCCAUCCGAACAAAACACCUAUGAUGCUAAACCCAAAGCGGCGUUACAACCUGACCCGGUUUACCAGCCUAUAGUCAGGACCAGGCCUGCCACGCUGCCCCCUCCAACAACCUCCAAACCUCAAAGCCCCUUUGGAUCUCACAGGCCUCGUCCAGAUCCGGUUCCUCCAGAGAUCCUCAGUAAGCCCGCUCCGUCAUUCCGCACUCAAGGCGUCACCGUACAGUUUUCCGGCAGAGGAACGACGGGCGAAUCCAGACGGGAUGCUCUGCGCAGACUGGGACUGCUAAGGAACACAUCCUAAACACUCAGUCUCAGUGCCUUUGGACAUUAUUUACUGAAAUCCAUCCGAACGCAAUUCCGAUGAUACGGUCGAACUAAAGGCACACAAGUCAGUUGUCGUCAACUACUAUAGUAUUAUUUUCUAUUCUGAAUAACGUAAUCGGUAAUAGUUACUUUCAUUACAUCUAUACUGGUGGAAAUUUUAUUUAAGAAUGUGUAUAUUACUUCACGGUGAUGUUACCAUGCUAUUCAACAAGCACAUGACCAAUGCCAGUCUAAAAAGAAAAAGGCAGCAGUUCUCUCUUACAGUGAUUUGUACGGAACCGAGUUGGCCUGAGAUGCGGCAUGUGGCAGACGCUCCAGAGUGACUUCCAUUUAUCUUUAUAUUUAGCUUUAUACAACUGAACAGUUGAGGAUUAAGGGCGUUGCUCAAAGCUCGGCAGGGCUGGGACCUGAACUCACAACCAUCCAAUGUGAGGUCUACUACUACCACCAUUGCUUGUUGAAACUGUUCAUCAGUACCAAAUGCAAGAAGGUCUGGAUCACGGUGCAGCAACGCUGAGUACAGAGUCCGGUUGUUCCCCAGCAGUCUUUCGGCGCCCGAAUGGCCUCAGCGCUGAGCAGUGCUUACGGCAAUGGAGUUACAUGCAAAAGAACGCGAGUGAUCCACAUCUGGGCUGGAGAUCCACAUCUGGGCUGGAGAUCCACAUCAUCACUAUAAAGGACUAUAUGACAAAUAUGUCGCCGGUCAUGCUGAAGCUUUCCCGAGGACAGACUUUACAAACCGCGAAAAACCCCACAAUCUAGAUGUAAGAUGCACGGCACAGCUUGACCACCACCGAGCUCGGGUCUGUGGCUGGAGCAUCUCGUUAUCAAACCUGCGAUUAAUCAUUUAAACACGGCAAGUGGUCAGUAGUGCGAAUAUCAGUGCUUAGAUCUCGCUUCUCACGCCGUGGUCACGUCUACAGGAUAUUUAUACAUAUUGACCGCAGCACCUCCCAUACUACACCACACCGAUCCAGAUGUAGCCUCUUAUAGAUGAGGGUGGUGAUGGAAAAUGUCCCUCCUCCCCCUCCUCCCCCUCCUCAUUGGUUCUGUUUCUGUCUGGACUGGCAGACUUUGUCUGGACUCUUUAUAUUCAGUGAUUUGUGUUAUACAAGGUGUGUGUGUACGUGUGCGUGUGCGUGUAUGUGUGCGUGUGUGCGUGUGUGUGCGUGCGUGUGUUUAAACUAAAAAUGAGAUGUGAUGGAAACGUGACGGAAUGAAAACGGAUGCUUGGUGCAUGGAUGAUGUGUGUGUCUGUCUGCUUUAUUUGAUUCAUUUUACUACAUUAUUAUUAUUGUUAUUAUUUUAAAACUGACUCCGGUUGUUGUAGCAAUUCUACAAAUAUCAAUGAAGGACCCGAAACACAAAAAUGUGUUUUCACACACACACACACAUACACACCAAUCCUGUUACCCAUUCUUCAUCUUUAUUUUCACAAAUGGUGCCGCUGCAGUAAGAAACAGAACCAUAAACCUUAUUUCCUUAUUUUGUUUUAUUGUUAUUAUUAUUUUUUAUUUAAAUAGCACCUCUACUUUGAGCUAUUUUUAUAGUCAAUUAUAAGUUAUAAAGAAAUUCCUGUAUCACAGCCUGCUGUUUCCUUUUCGUGAAUAAAAACAGUUUAUCACCCUCA